GAUUUGAUCCAAAUUUACAUUUCUCCUUUGGGUUAUUGGACUCUGAAACCUUUGGGUGGAGCCAAAAAUGUGAAUUGAACUUGCCAUCACACGUCCCUGGCUUCCUCCAGCGAGCCACAUUUGCUACUUUAGAAUGCAGACAUGAACCUUUUAACUUUACACUGACAUCAAAUAUUGACUUAGUUUCAUGUAUAUCUGGACUUUGCACAGGGGGGAAAAGCCUGACAUUGCUGAAAAUGGCAGCUGAGGAACCCACAGAAGGUCCAAAAACAGCCAAACAGUUCGUGGUGAAGGAAGAGGUCAUCGCAGAAAGAAAAUGGUUGAAGCUUGAAGAAACAACUUACACUGAUCCCUUUGGGAAAACCAGAACUUGGGAGACUGUAAAGCGAACUGGCAACAAGAAGGGAGUCACAGCUGAUGGGGUAGCGGUGAUUGCAGUGCUACAGAGGACUCUGCACUACGACUGCAUUGUCCUGGUGAAACAGUUCAGGCCCCCAAUCAACGGCUACUGCUUGGAAUUCCCUGCAGGCCUCAUUGAGGAAAACGAGUCAGCAGCAAGUGCUGCACUGCGAGAGCUGGAGGAGGAAACUGGGUACAAGGGGGAAGUCAUUGAAUGUACUCCAGCUCUGUGCUUGGACCCAGGCGUGUCAAACAGCACCACACACAUCGUGAGCGUCACCAUUAACGGAGACGCGGCUGAGAACACGAGGCCCAAGCAAAAGCUUGGUGAGUUUGAAUUUGUGGAGGUUAUUUCACUUCCAAAGAACGACCUACUGCAAAGAAUUGAUGAGCUGGUAGCAGAGGAACACCUUGCAGUAGAUGCCAGGGUUUACACUUACGCCCUGGCUCUGAAAUGUGCAGCAGAAACACCUCUCCAAGUUCCCUUCAUGAAGUUUUAAAGCUGGACAGUGAGAAACUUAGUGGAAAACUGCCCAAGUCAGGUGGCUUAGAAGCACAACUCUUCUUGUAAUCAAGGGCCUUUGCUUUACUUGUAGAGCAAAAAAAAAAAAAAAAAAGUAUUUGUAGGAACGAUUCUGAUACUUUUAUUUGGAAUUGUGUAACUGACAAAAAGCAUUUCUUCUAACUGCUCUAUCAAGCCUUGACGGACUCUCCAUAAUAAAAACACUGUUUAAUUUUCAGAA
Messenger RNA from Myiozetetes cayanensis, 1142 nucleotides. It is a transcript of the gene NUDT5, whose product is annotated as nudix hydrolase 5. The coding region runs from base 237 to 899 and encodes 220 amino acids. The transcript has 8 exons. Gene Ontology annotation, molecular function: ADP-ribose diphosphatase activity. Gene Ontology annotation, cellular component: nucleus. The record is from RefSeq and is a predicted model, not a curated record. NCBI's taxonomy places the organism in Eukaryota, Metazoa, Chordata, Aves, Passeriformes, Tyrannidae. Gene Ontology annotation, biological process: ribose phosphate metabolic process; nucleoside phosphate metabolic process.